Messenger RNA from Plutella xylostella (diamondback moth), 1916 nucleotides. RefSeq names its product heparan sulfate 2-O-sulfotransferase pipe (gene pip). Gene Ontology annotation, molecular function: sulfotransferase activity. Lineage: Eukaryota; Metazoa; Arthropoda; Insecta; Lepidoptera; Plutellidae. The record is from RefSeq and is a predicted model, not a curated record. Gene Ontology annotation, cellular component: membrane.
UGGAAGGGUCCGUUCAGUGAGCGAGGUACUCUGUGGCAGUCCGCAGUGCAUCGGAGGCCGGCGCGCGCGACGCACGACGCUCGUACCCCCUCGUCUGUCUCGCUACGAGCGUAAAAGAAUUUUGCGAUCGCCGCGCGGGAAAACAAGUGAACGUUUUACAUCUCGGUUAUUGGACUUUUCAGUGAUUUGCUGUCGUUGUUUUGUAUGGAAAGAGUUGGAUUUUAUGUUGAAUGGUCAAUGAACGGUAGUCCUGUUGCCGCGAAUAUUUAGAUCAAGUGGUCGGAUUGUGCAAUACGUGACAGUGUCGGAUCGCGUAAAGAGAUCGAGUGAAAGUUGAUCAGUGUCUCGGCGCGUCCAGCGGAGCCCUAACAAUGGAGCACCUGUUCCGGCAGCGGCGGCUCUCCGUACCCAAGAGGACGAGCGAGCUGGUGGCCCUGCUGGCGGUGUCCUGUACCCUGUUCCUGUUCCUCCACACGCGGGACCUCAGCACCAAGCUGCGCCGCAUGGAGGGCAAGCUCAACGAUGACGUCACCGCCUUCAACCACCUCACUGACCGUGCACAGACGGACCGCACGGAGCACGGAUAUGCGUCUGCGCAGGAGUACAAGCAGGUGCUGGAGGCCAUACGCCGGGAGACCAACGCGGGGGGCGAGCGCGCAAAACCACAGCGCACACUCGAGGCCGAGUCCGAAGAGAACGAGCUGGACGCCACCCUCGCGGAGCCCCCGGAGUCCCCGGAGCCCCUCCCCUCGGCGUGGCAGCUCAACAACACGGCGCGGGCCGGCAUGGAGCUGCUGUUCUUCAAUAGAGUGCCCAAGGUCGGCAGCCAGACCUUCAUGGAGCUGUUGAGGAGAUUAGCGCUCAGGAAUAAGUUUGGGUUCCACCGCGACACAGUGCAGCGCGUGGAGACGAUCCGCCUGGCGCCCGCGGACCAGCAGGCGCUAGCCGGCCACGUCGCAGCCCACGACCCGCCAGACUCGUACAUCAAGCACGUCUGCUAUACUAACUUUACCAGAUACGGGUACCCGGCUCCCAUCUACGUGAACGUGGUGCGAGACCCGGUGGAGAGAGUCAUCUCCUGGUACUACUACGUGCGAGCACCCUGGUACUACGUGGAGAGGAAGCGCGCCUUCCCCGACCUGCCGCUGCCUGACCCCGCCUGGUUGAAGAAGGACUUCGAGACGUGCGUGCUGAGCGGCGACCGCGAGUGCCGGUACGUGCAGGGUGAGACUCACGAGGGCAUCGGCGACCACCGCCGCCAGACGCUGUUCUUCUGCGGACACGAGCCCGAGUGCACUCCGUUCAACAGUGUGGAAGCGCUGCAGCGCGCCAAGCGCGUGGUUGAACAGGAGUACGCGGUGGUGGGCGUGCUGGAGGACAUGAACUCCACGCUCACGGCGCUCGAGCGCUACAUCCCGCGCUUCUUCACGGGCGCCGCCAAGCUGUACUGGGAACAACUGAACACAUUCAACCGCAUCAACCGCAACGCGUUCAAGCCGCCGGUCUCGGAGGCGGUCAAGGACAUCGUGCGCGCCAACUUCACCAGGGAAAUAGAGUUCUACGAGUUCUGCAAGCAGAGGCUGCACCUGCAGCUGAAGGCUCUGAAGGACCCCACCAUCACCCUCCCCGGCACACGCCUCCCCACAGCCUCCGGCAGAAGCCUGAGAAAGAGGAGGGCGCAAAGACGACGCGGCGUUUAAAAUGAUAACUGAGCACGUUUUGUGAACUCAUGUCGUCGGAAAAGACUUUUCUCCACCGUUUUGUGAGUGUUUUGUUUUAUAGUGAGGUCUUCAGUGUGCGAAAGUGACGCCCUCUGUGUUAAAAGUGAUGAAGCUAAAUGUUGAAUGAGGUUCCCGUUUUCACCGCAAGAUGGCGGGAUUAAUGGGGAUAGGGGGGACAUCUGGACAUUGAAUAAA